AAGGAUUUGCUGAUUAUCAUCACCACCACCACCACCUAUUUCAGAUGAAUAAGAGACACAAAUAUUUUCUUAUCACAGGCUUCUGUUUUCUAAAAUUAGCUCCAGUGAGUACAUUCUGUGGAGUCCGUUCUGUGUGAUGUGAAAUGGAAGCAGGAUUGUUAGCUUCUUUGGCCAUUGAAAAUGUUCAUGCAUUCAGCAAGGAUCCUGAGAAUGUGUGGUGGCCCCGGGGAGGCGAGCGGUGUGGGCACGGGAUCUGGGAGAGACGAAGAUUCUAGACAAAACAGGUAAGAAAUCCCGCAGAUGCGAGGAUCCCCAGGCACUAGCUAACAACAUGCAUUUUUUAAUCCACUAUUUUCAUCUGUGCACUUGUAGAAAACUGGUUUGUUGAGCUGGAGACUGCCAUUUUCCACCUGAAAGAUUCUUUUUUUAAACAGCCUUUUGUGAAACCAAGGGCACACAGUGUUGCAGUUAAAAGCACGUUCUCUGCAGCCAAAACACCCAGAUUCCGGUCUUGCUUUUCCACGCACUAGCUGUGGGAUAUUGGACAGUUGCUGAAGCUCUCUAAGGCUCAUGAUCCCAGUUAUAAAUUCAUAGCAUGCUAUGAUACCUAGUUGCUAGACUUGUCAACAGGCUUUAAGGAGAUAUUUCACAUAAAGUGAUUAGCACAAUGCCUGGCACCUACUUAGCAGUUGGUAACUAUGGGUGAACACUAUUUGCUGGGGUUGGCAAUUAAGUAAGUUAACUCUAAAAGUUCAACAUCCCCUUUCAGAAGCAAAGUCUUCUACUUAAAGUAGCAGCCACAGACUGCAGUCAAAAUGUAAGGUCCACAUGCAACCUUUUAUGGGACCAUGUGUACAGGGCCAUAAAAAUUUGGUCCAGCCUCACUUAGCCAUGAGAGAAAGGAAGGGAGAGAAGACCAGAAGGACAGCAGGACAAGGAAAAAGAAGAAGGAAGGAGCAAGCCUGCUCUGGCCUGUUGGGAGCCGCAGCCCCGAGCCCGGUCGCCUCACUUGGCGGACGUGCGGCCUGUGGUAAAGAGCAAAGCCUGGGGUAGAUUACCCCUCCCAUCGAAUAUGUUAGUUUCCUGCUUACCGCGUAAACAACCCGCUCAACAAUAUAGUCUGCCUGGCAACUGAUGAUGUUAGCCAAUCAGCUUGCCUUGCUCACUUUAACAUGAUUGGACACUGUAUCCGUAUAUAUACUGGUGCCACCCCUGGGGGAGAAGAAGAAGCCCGGAAGUAGAAGCCCAGAAGGAGCCGCGGAGAGCGGACCGGUAGAGGCUUCGGAGCGAAGCCCGGAAGGAGCCGCGGGGAGCGGACCAGAGGAGGCUUCGGCUGGGAGCGAUCCCAGGGCAGGCUGUACGGAGAAAGAAAAAUAAAAAGAAAAGGUUGUCCACUACCAGACUUUGUCGUGUGUCCUUCCUGCCGGCCGGGAGCGGACAUCGACAUUUGGAGGCCCGCCCGGGGACUGAUCACCCCCGAGACGUGGAAGUGGACAACGCUCCAGUACAGAGCUGCGAGACAGGUGAGUUGGGGAUAAGCCUGGGCUCUGGGUGGCGCGCACCUACAGGGCUUUUAGACUCCCCUCAGGCUCACGCGUAAGUGGCGGAUUCCUUGGGCCUCACGCGGUGAGUAACAUAUUAAAAGAUGGGAAACAUGUUAGGUAGCAACACUAAGAGCGAGGGUGGUUGUGGAGAAAGCUCUCAAGAGCUUACAAAAGUACGCAGGGUAUCUGAGCAGGCCCAGUCAGGGAGCUCCCGAGAGGGGUCCGUCAAGGGGAACAAGGAUGCUAAGGAGAAGGACGGGGCUCUAGCCUCGGAGUCGUCUGACUCCGAGGACGAGGGAAAGUUGAAUGGCAAGGAGGCCAAAGAGACCAGCUGUCAGGAGCCUAAAUCGCUCGAUAAGGAGUCGCAGGGUUCUUUACCUUGGGGGCCGUUUCCGGAGGCGAUUCCUCGCCACGAGGCGGCCGCCUGGGAGCUCUCUCCCCUUUCGCCAGAACAGGAAGUGAUGCACGGGCCCCCAUUUUCCGCCCAAUCACGGCCGCUGUCUUAUGCUCCGCCGCCGGCGGGUCGGUAUUUUUACAGGCGGCUUUGGCAGGGGGGACGCUUGUCUCAUGAGGUACAUCCACCUGGGAUAGAUAGUGGCCCCUACGGGAUAUUUCCUGUACAAGUAGCUAUGGGCCAGGGACGCAAUGUAUGGGAGCCUUUUGAGAUAAAGCAGAUUAGAGAACUUAAAAAUGCAGUUACAACCUUUGGGCCGACUGCGCCUUACACCAUUGCCAUGCUGGAGAACCUGUCUUCUGGGCCCCUCACCCCCGCGGACUGGAUUCAGCUGGCAAAGGCGUGUCUGCCCUCGGGCAGUUACCUGGAUUGGCGAGCCUGGUACGCAGAGUUCUCUGCAGAGCAGGCUGAGAAAAACGCCGGUCGAGGAAACGGGGGCUAGAGAUUUAGCUCAGCGGCAUAAACGGGGGCUGGGGAUUUUCGAUCCCUGGUACCAAUAAAAAAAAAAAAAAAAAAAAAAAAAAAACGAAAAAGAUAAAAAUAAAAAAUAAAAAAUAAAAAACAAAAAGGGGGAGUAAGCCAAGGCCUGCCUCCAAAGGCGCGGUUAUCUAUGACAGGACAAUGGAUGGGCCCGGAUCCAGUGGUCAGCUGGAACCGAGGCGCGGUUUGUGUUUUCCCACAGGAACCGGGACGAGAACCACUGUGGAUACCGGAGAGACUGACACGGGCAACAAAGCCCUCGACUGAAGAUCAGACCUGCCCUACUGGAGAUCCAUCACAGACCAACCAAUAAGAUGAAUAGAAAUAGCGGUAGCCCGAAAUGGACAAGAAGAUCCUCAGGCAUAUGCAUGGCUUGCUCAAUUGGCCCACGACCGAGUCUAGAUAUGGCGGGCAUCCCUCAUUCUCCUCCAUAAGGUGACAAUACACAGCAGGGUAGGUGAGUCAAUGACGGGUAAGAGCGUGCCUCCCCAGCACGACUCGACCUAAGCCAGGCCCUACCCCAUCCUGCACGUAAGCCGCUGGACUGUUAGAUGCUGCCCAGGUCUAAAUUUCUCUCCGAGGGGAUUUCUUUACGGAGAGGAAAUGAGUGCAAGCUUGUGUGCAUCCAGGUUCCGUCCAGUUUGUGCCUGGCCCUAGAAAAAGGACGAGGGCCUCAGGGCCUUGGCAGACCAUGGCAUGGCCAACCAGGGUCUAAGCCAAGGACCUACGGUGGACCUACACAUAGGGCAUAAGCCUCUGCACCCAGUCCAGGAAGGGCUACGAUGCGCACAUUCAUAAAAAAUAAAAUAGGGGGAGAUGUUGGGAGCCGCAGCCCCGAGCCCGGUCGCCUCACUUGGCGGACGUGCGGCCUGUGGUAAAGAGCAAAGCCUGGGGUAGAUUACCCCUCCCAUCGAAUAUGUUAGUUUCCUGCUUACCGCGUAAACAACCCGCUCAACAAUAUAGUCUGCCUGGCAACUGAUGAUGUUAGCCAAUCAGCUUGCCUUGCUCACUUUAACAUGAUUGGACACUGUAUCCGUAUAUAUACUGGUGCCACCCCUGGGGGAGAAGAAGAAGCCCGGAAGUAGAAGCCCAGAAGGAGCCGCGGAGAGCGGACCGGUAGAGGCUUCGGAGCGAAGCCCGGAAGGAGCCGCGGGGAGCGGACCAGAGGAGGCUUCGGCUGGGAGCGAUCCCAGGGCAGGCUGUACGGAGAAGGAAAAUAAAAAGAAAAGGUUGUCCACUACCAGACUUU
Cavia porcellus (domestic guinea pig) is the source of this 3727-nucleotide messenger RNA. RefSeq names its product igE-binding protein-like. The record is from RefSeq and is a predicted model, not a curated record. NCBI's taxonomy places the organism in Eukaryota, Metazoa, Chordata, Mammalia, Rodentia, Caviidae. The transcript is spliced from 2 exons. Bases 1646 to 2440 code for a protein of 264 amino acids. Gene Ontology annotation, biological process: viral process.